UGAUUUAGGAGAAGUUAAAAUAAAACAUGUACUUAAAGGUUCUGGAACUGGCAAGAUUACUAAAAUACUCAAUAAUGAUAACUUUUUGAUAUGUAAACUGAUGCGGGUUGAGAAACGUGAGUUAUUAGAAUGUCUUGAAUUUAUGUCAAAUCCUU
Racocetra persica is the source of this 155-nucleotide messenger RNA. The record is from the annotation of a GenBank genome assembly. Lineage: Eukaryota; Fungi; Glomeromycota; Glomeromycetes; Diversisporales; Gigasporaceae.